GAAUUUUAAUAUAGUUAACAUUAAAUUUAAGCGUUGCUGGGAGCGUGUGACAAGAGUUGUUGCGUCGUUGAAACCGUGCGUAAGUGUCCUGUCUUUUAUCAGCUCCAUCAGUAAAAGUUUGUGUUUCCCUGACGAGACUCUGCAUUUUGAGGAAGGACAUCUAAGACCGGGAUAAAAUGACAGCGAUCAGAAUGGUUUCUUCAGUGUUGGUGCUGGUACUGAUGCAGUCCGGAGCUCUUUGCGCACGGAGGUUCCGGGGUGGCCGCAACCCACAACCACGACGCUCAUCACCUCCUCCCACACACCGGGCGGAUCGGGGUGACACCACGGAGAGCUUCCCUCUGGAUUUCACCGCCGUGGAGGAGAACAUGGAUAACUUCAUGACACAAGUGAAGAACCUUGCGCAGUCCCUCUACCCGUGCUCGGCGCAGAGGCUCGACCACGACAUGAAGCUGAACUUUUUGGAGAAUACAUCAGUCACCUGCAACGAUGGAAGUCCUGCGGGGUACUACCUGAAAGAAUCUCGAGGCAGCAGACGGUGGUUGAUAUUCUUAGAGGGCGGCUGGUACUGUUUCAACAAGGAGAACUGUGACAGCAGAUACGAAACCAUGAGGAGAUUGAUGAGCUCAUCCAAGUGGCCCCAAACUAAAACAGGCACGGGGAUCCUGUCUCCGCUGCCUGAGGAAAACCCUCACUGGUGGAAUGCUAACAUGGUGUUCAUCCCGUACUGCUCCAGCGAUGUGUGGAGCGGCGCUACAGCCAAAACGGAGCAGAGUGGAUAUGCCUUCAUGGGCUCACUGAUUAUUCAGGAGGUUGUGAAGGACCUGCUGAACAAAGGUCUGGACAACGCAAAAGUCCUCCUUUUAGCAGGAAGCAGUGCGGGUGGUACCGGGGUCCUUCUAAACGUGGACCAUGUGGCGGAGCAGCUGGAGGGACUGGGCCACACUGGGAUACAAGUGCGAGGCCUGUCUGAUUCCGGCUGGUUCCUGGACAACAAGCAGUACCACUGCACGGACUGCGUGGAUGCUGUCAGCUGUGCCCCCACUGAGACCAUCAAGAGAGGCAUCAAGUACUGGGGAGGAGUGGUGCCAGAGAGGUGCAGGCAAACCCAUGAAGGAGAGGAGUGGAACUGUUUCUUUGGAUAUAGAGUCUUCCCAUCAAUAAAAAGCCCUGUGUUUGUUGUCCAGUGGCUGUUUGAUGAGGCCCAGUUGACAGUGGACAACAUCCAGCUAACAGGCCAGCCUGUGCAGGAAGGCCAGUGGCGCUACAUCCAAAACCUGGGCAUUGAGCUGAGGAACACACUCAAAGAUGUCCCGGCUAUGUUUGCUCCAGCUUGCCUAUCACAUGAAGUUAUCACCAGAAAUUACUGGAUUGACGUGCAGGUUAAAGGCACCUCCUUGCCACGAGCUCUGCACUGCUGGGACCGCAGCCUCAACGACAACAGGAACAACAAGGCGCCACCCAAAGGCUGCCCCGUACAUCUGAUCGACAGCUGCCCUUGGCCACACUGCAACCCCACCUGCCCCACAAUCCGAGACCAGUUCACAGGACAAGAGAUGAACGUCAUUCAAUUCCUUAUGCACAUGGGCUUUGAUGUGCAGAAGAUGGCCCAGCAGCAGGGCAUGGACCCCAGCAAGCUACUGGGCAUGCUUAGCAGCGGCAGCUAGAGGGACACACAUGCACACAGCAUCAACAAGCUAAGCCCAAGCAGGGCUGGCUGGUCUCUUUGACCAGUCUUCCAUGCCUGAUACCUCCAACUCCACCUUCACAACCCAUUCUAACUUUAGUCAACUCCCCUCUGGCAUCCUGUUUACUUUAGUCUAAACCUCAGUCAAACACAGGGGGCUUAGAUUUGUCCCACAAUCCCUUUCCAAACAACGGGUAAAGUACAGGGGCAACACGCCACCACGACAAGGCACAACUCUCUGCUA
Messenger RNA from Perca flavescens (yellow perch), 1931 nucleotides. RefSeq names its product notum, palmitoleoyl-protein carboxylesterase a (gene notum1a). Gene Ontology annotation, molecular function: palmitoleyl hydrolase activity. NCBI's taxonomy places the organism in Eukaryota, Metazoa, Chordata, Actinopteri, Perciformes, Percidae. The coding region runs from base 177 to 1667 and encodes 496 amino acids. The transcript is spliced from 11 exons. Gene Ontology annotation, biological process: negative regulation of canonical Wnt signaling pathway; protein depalmitoleylation. The record is from RefSeq and is a predicted model, not a curated record.